GUGUGGAAACCCUCCGGAGGCGCUGCUGCCGAAGGAAAAUUUGGUGGGAGGAGGAGGACGGGGUAAAGACAGGCUGGGAGGGGAGAAGUAAGGAGGACAAAUAGGUCGCCUCUCCCGAGUUGGCACAAAGUUCUUUUUCGAGAUGUGGCUGAAGCCCGAGGAAGUGCUGUUGAAAAAUGCGCUGAAGCUGUGGCUGAUGGAAAGAUCCAACGAGUACUUUGUCCUGCAAAGGCGUCGGGGCUACCAGGAAGAAGGCGGAGGAGGUCUUGCUGGGCUUCUGGUUGGGACUCUUGAUUCUGUCUUAGACUCUACUGCUAAAGUGGCUCCAUUUCGCAUCCUACACCAGACACCAGAUUCUCAAGUUUAUUUGUCAAUUGCAUGUGGGGCCAACAGAGAAGAAAUAACAAAACAUUGGGACUGGUUGGAACAAAAUAUCAUGAAGACUUUAUCUGUGUUUGAUUCAAAUGAAGAUAUUACUAACUUUGUACAAGGCAAAAUAAGAGGACUAAUUGCUGAAGAGGGAAAACAUUCUUUUGCUAAAGAAGAUGAUCCUGAGAAAUUUCGAGAAGCCCUUUUGAAAUUUGAAAAAUCUUUUGGUUUACCAGAGCAGGAAAAACUAGUAACAUAUUAUUCCUGCAGUUAUUGGAAAGGACGGGUUCCUUGUCAGGGUUGGCUCUAUCUAAGUACCAACUUUCUGAGCUUCUAUUCUUUCUUGCUAGGAUCAGAAAUUAAACUCAUUAUCUCCUGGGAUGCAAUCUCAAAACUUGAAAAGACUUCAACUGUUAUACUAACAGAGAGUAUUCAUGUAUGUUCCCAAGGAGAGAAUCACUAUUUUUCAAUGUUUUUGCACAUUAAUGAAACAUACCUGCUUAUGGAACAACUGGCAAACUAUGCUAUAAAGAGGCUUUUUGAUAAGGAAACAUUUGAUAAUGACCCAGUACUUGACGAUCCUCUACAAAUUACUAAAAGAGGGUUGGAAUAUCGAGCCCACAGCGAGCAAUUCAAAGCUUUUUUUAGGCUACCCAAAGAAGAGACUUUGAAAGAAGUACAUGAAUGUUUCUUAUGGGUACCAUUCAGCCACUUCAGUACUCACGGAAAAAUGUGCAUUUCAGAAAAUUACAUCUGCUUUGCUAGCCAGGAUGGUAAUCUAUGUAGUGUAAUCAUCCCAUUACGAGAGGUCUUAGCUGUAGAUAAAACUGAUGACUCCAACAGAUCUGUCAUGAUUAGCAUCAAAGGAAAAACAGCUUUUCGUUUCAAUGAGGUUAAAGACUUUGAGCAACUGGUGUCAAAACUCAGGCUCAAAUGCCGGGCAGCUUCAACUCAGGACGUUGUUAGUACAGAGGUUGCUAUUGAUUCUGACUCUACAAGCCCAUCUGAUAAUUUUGAGGAGCAUCCUUUGACAUGUCAAAAAGAGUAUAGCAAAACUGUGAACACGGAGGCCUUAAUGACAGUAUUUCACCCUCAAAAUUUGGAGAAUGUUGAUUCUAAAAUGUUGAAAGAAAAGAUGAAGGAACAAUCAUGGAACAUCUUAUUUUCAGAAUGUGGGCGUGGUGUUACCAUGUUCCGGACAAAAAAGACCCGAGAUCUGGUUGUCAGAGGGAUUCCAGAGACUUUACGAGGAGAGCUCUGGAUGCUAUUCUCAGGUGCUGUUAAUGAUAUGGCUACUAAUCCCGGCUAUUAUGCUGAAGUGGUUGAACAAUCCUUAGGGACCUGCAACCUGGCUACUGAGGAAAUUGAACGUGAUUUGCGUCGUUCUCUGCCUGAACACCCAGCAUUUCAGAGUGAUACUGGCAUAUCUGCUCUGAGGCGGGUACUGACAGCGUAUGCAUAUAGAAAUCCCAAAAUAGGAUACUGCCAGGCAAUGAACAUUUUGACUUCAGUAUUGCUUCUAUAUGCAAAAGAAGAAGAAGCUUUUUGGCUUCUGGUUGCUGUGUGUGAACGAAUGUUGCCUGAUUAUUUUAAUCGUCGAAUCAUUGGUAAAAGCAUACAAAAAAUACAUACACAUUUGCGGGUUGUAUCACAAGAUGUGAAAAUGAGCCUUCAGGAACUGGAUGAACUUUAUGUCAUUUUUAAGAAAGAGCUAUUUAUAUCUUGUUAUUGGUAUUUGAGUUGUCCAGGAUUGAAGCAUCAUGACCCCAGCCUGUCAUAUUUGGAACAAUAUCAAAUUGACUGCCAACAAUUCAGAAUGCUGUAUCACUUGUUGAGUCCCUGGGCUCACUCUGCAAACAGAGAUUCACUAGCUCUAUGGACGUUCAGAUUGUUGGAUGAGAACUGUGAUUGCCUUAUAAACUUCAAAGAAUUCUCCUCAGCAAUUGAUAUCAUGUACAAUGGAAGUUUUACUGAGAAGCUUAAGCUGCUUUUUAAGCUGCAUAUUCCUCCAGCUUAUACUGAAGUGAUGUCUAAGACUUCUUCAAAAGGCGAUGAGCUUUCAAAAGAAGAAUUACUUUAUUUCAGUCAGCUCCAGGUUUCUAAGCCUGCAGAUGAGAAGGAAACAGAAUCAGGAAGAAAUAGCCCUGAAAAAGGCAAAGGAAAAAUUGACAUUCAAGCCUACUUAAGUCAAUGGCAAGAUGAGCAUCUCAAAAAAGAAGAAAACAUUAAAGAUUUACCAAGAAUGAAUCAGUCACAAUUUAUUCAGUUUUCAAAGACCCUGUAUAAUUUAUUUCAUGAGGACCCCGAAGAAGAGGCACUAUAUCAAGCCAUUGCUGUUGUAACCAACCUUCUGCUCAGGAUGGAAGAAGUUGGAAGGAAACUCCAUAGCCCCACAUCAUCAGCCAAAGGAUUCUCCAAGACAGCCUGUGAUUCUGGACCCAAUAAGGGGAAAGCAGAGAGCAAAGUAGAGAAAGAUCCUUCCUCUCCCAGAGAAGAACAUCAGUGGUCUUUUGCAUUUGAACAGAUUCUCGCAUCCCUGCUAAAUGAGCCAGCCUUGGUGAAGUUUUUUGAGAGACCCUUAGAUUUAAAAGCCAACCUAGAAAAUGCAAAAAGCUCCCAGUUAAGGUCUAGAACCAAGAUGUAAAUCUCUGUCAGAUUUACCAAGAUUCCUGUACUAUCAGUUUGAUUUCUGAGAAUACUUCUCAGGGAUGUAUUGCAUUACCUAUGUUCUCCAAGGCAAAAGAGAAGAUACUCAGAAGCACAGUGGUUCAUUCCUUUGUAUUAAUUGCAGUUAAAAAAAAAAAAUCUCCCACUCUUUGUGUUACGAGAUAUGUAGCUUCAGGGUAACAUGCUCAGUGAAACCACAAGAGGGCGCUACCACAUCGCUUUAAUGAGUCAGUUACCGGUUUGUGCUGCUGUUUCCGUGAGAUUGUUGGUGUUUGGAAAGGAGGUGAUCUUUUUAUUAGUGAUGCUGUUAUGGCACAUUGAUAAGCUUCAUUUUUUUUUUAAUUCUUUCUAGUCCUACAAAAAACACUUUAGAAAACUGGGCUUUGGAGCUGUAACUUUAAUUAUCUAGGAAAUUGCCAUUUAGGGCCCCGAUUUCCAAGUUUUAUAACUGAAAGAUUAUUAACUUUUAAAACUCAGUUUUAUUCAGUACAAUAAAAUGUGGUUUUUAAAAGCAACUUCUGCAUUCUCUGUUCUCAAGGGAUUGAGAAUUUGCUAGCUCACACUACUAACUCUGUUGCUGAUCAGUACACAUCAAGAAGUCUAAACUCUGGGCUGAUAGAAAGAAAGACAUCACUGAAUUUAGACUUAAAUCAACUCAAGCCCAGCAUUUUGAAAAAGGUUAGGAGACAUUUCCGUUGAUUAUGCAGCCCUUUCAUGUAGUCAGAGACAAAACUAAAAAUCCUUUAGAAUGCUGUUAUUUGUGGCAUUUGUUGAAGAAUAGCUUGUGAUUGCUUGGGUCCCAGCUUUAUAUGUUGACUUUUCACCAGUUGUAUUUUAAUUUACAGUCAGUAGUUUGGGAAAGUUACGCUAGGACAGAAUUGCUGUAUUAGUCUGGCAAGCAUAUGAAGUAUAUAUACUCCAUGUAAUAGUUGCUAAGGUACUAUGUACAAUUGCCAGCAUCUACCUAAAAUGGUUUGAGUCUGACUUAGCUGUGUAAUUUGUAUAUAUUUGAUGCUUCUUCUAGGUCAGCCAUUACAUGGUUGAUGGUCCAUUUAAAUAUAUAUAGACUUUGAUAGCACUUUAAAAAAUUAAAAACAAACAAACACAAACCAUGUGAACAUAUCCUGUCUUCUGCCAUUUUUGAUGAGUAAUUUAUUAAGCAGAUGACUAAGGAUAUAGGGCAGGAAUCAUCUUGUGGAGCUUCUAUCUUUGCACUACACUUUGAUUUCAAGCUUUCUGACUUGGCUAGAAGUAAAACAAUGAAAGGGCAGACCUCCUUCAUAGGGAUCAAAGAGGUCUCCCUUUCUGGGAAGGAAUUGAUGUGGUCAGUCAUUGGCAAGAAUAUACUGUGAAUAAAACCUAGCAGAGAGGGCUAUGUUGCAAUAGCAUAUAUUAUUUUCAAUGAAGUUAAACAGUUUUCAAGCUGAAUCUUUGAAAAUUCAAGCCAGUCAUGGUGGUGCAUGCCUGUACAAUCAGCACUUGUGGGUUGGAGACAGAGGCAGGCCAUCCUGGUCUACAAAGUGAUUUCAGGGCAGCCAAGACUAUAGAGAGAAACCCUUUAUCAAGAGAGAGAGAGGGAGGGAGAGAGAGAGAGAGAGAGAGAGAGAGAGAGAGAGAGAGAGAGAAAGAAAGAAAGAAAGAAAGAAAGAAAGAAAGAAAGAAAGAAAGAAAGAAAGAAA
Messenger RNA from Psammomys obesus (fat sand rat), 4715 nucleotides. RefSeq names its product TBC1 domain family member 8B (gene Tbc1d8b). The transcript has 18 exons. The record is from RefSeq and is a predicted model, not a curated record. The coding region runs from base 143 to 3013 and encodes 956 amino acids. Gene Ontology annotation, molecular function: calcium ion binding. Lineage: Eukaryota; Metazoa; Chordata; Mammalia; Rodentia; Muridae.